CGCAGGUGGGGCCGGGCCUGGAGCCUUUGGGGGGCUGAUACUGUCUAACAAUGAAUCAGUUCUAUAAUAGCAUUGAGCCAAAUGUUAUUGAUGAUAAAAUGGUUCAGAAAGCUGUUGAAGAGCAGUGUCCAGAGGACAUAAGAAAGCUUGUCAAAAGGGAAGGUAUUGACUUUAAGGAUGUGACGGAGCUACAGCUCAGUUUCAGAAAUAUCCUGCAGAUUGAUAAUCUGUGGCAGUUUGAGACUCUGACUAAACUGCAGCUGGACAACAACAUCAUUGAGAAGAUAGAAGCUCUGGAGAGUCUGGUUCACCUUGUAUGGCUCGACUUGUCCUUCAACAAUAUUGAAGUAAUUGAGGGCCUGGAUACCCUUGUCAAACUGCAAGACCUCAGUCUCUACAAUAACAGAAUAUCUAUAAUUGAGCACAUGGACACAUUGCAAGAGCUGCAGAUUUUCUCCAUAGGAAAGAAUAACCUAACCAUUCUGGAAGAUGUGAUUUACCUCAGGAGGUUUAAAAACUUACGGACACUGAAUCUGGCUGGGAACCCUUUCUGCAACGAUGAGCAGUAUACGCUGUUUGUUGUUGCUCAUCUUCCAGACCUGGUAUACUUGGACUUCAAGCUCGUGAGUGACACCACACGAGAAGUUGCAGUUUUAACGUAUCAAGAUCAUACUGAGCCAUUGGAACGUGAGGAGGCUCAGGCCUUGGCUGAGCUGGAGGAAAACCAGGCAAAGCAGAAAGAGCUGGAGUACCACAAGACAGCCUUUGUUGAGUACCUGAAUGGAUCAUUCCUGUUUGACAGUAUGUAUGCAGACGACACAGAAGCUGCCAAACUGGCUUACCUCCCUGGAGUGGGUGACCUGCUGCAGGCAUACAGGAAGGAGUUUGUCUCAGUUUGUGAGAGCCUAUUUAACUAUGGUCUGAAAGAAUAUGAAAAACGAGAAGCUGAAGUCUCUGAUUUCUACGAAAGCCUUCACGAAGCAUUAACAGCCAACCAGCAAGAAGGCAGGAAAAUAAUCCUAGACUUUGAAGAUCGGAACAAAAGGACGCUGGAUGAGAUUCAGAAUGCCAGUAGUUAUGAUAUUGCUGAGUCUAAACAAGCCGAGUACAAGGAGGACAUACUUCAGCUGUCAGAAGCACUCAUGACCUUGGAAAUGCUGAUGACUGACCAGCUGGAGGAACUAUUAAAGGAUUUUGAAAGAAACAUUGCUGCCAUAGCAUCAACAUUCAUUGAAAACGUUAAAGAGAUAAUGACACAGUGCCGGGACCUGGAAAACCGUCACCAUGGAAAGCUGCUAGAGAUCUCCGUCACCACACUGGAGAAAUCGGUCAAGAAUGAGCUUGACGAGGAUUUGCCAGAUGAUACUCGAAUGCUUCUUGUGAACAAAACCACCAUUGUCAACGCAGUCAACACAUCCCACGACAUCCACCUGCAGAAGAUUGAUAAGCGAGAGAGCGACAUCCUCAGCAACACCCACCGCUGGCAGGCCUCUGUGACAGAGAAGGCUUUCCAAAACGAGAUCAACAGAAACCGUGACCGUGUCAAAGAGAUUGUUCAGUACAUCGACAAUCUCCAGGAGGAACUGGAUAACGUAGAGAUCUUGGAGCUGACGGAAUAAGUCUGCCACAGGUUGGACAGCAGGGAUGGCUGCCUCUCUGUGCCUGAACUGCCUGGGACAUUUUAGGCCAAAGGCGUAUUUCUUCUAUCCCACCAUAAACUGCAAAUAAAAGAUACUCAUUGACUCUGGAAAA
Molecule: messenger RNA, 1752 nt
Organism: Tyto alba (common barn owl)
Lineage: Eukaryota; Metazoa; Chordata; Aves; Strigiformes; Tytonidae
Gene: DRC3
Product: dynein regulatory complex subunit 3
Exons: 13
Coding region: 51-1619 (522 amino acids)
Molecular function (GO): protein binding
Source: RefSeq, a predicted model, not a curated record